Messenger RNA from Phytophthora sojae, 1251 nucleotides. RefSeq lists its product as hypothetical. Lineage: Eukaryota; Oomycota; Peronosporomycetes; Peronosporales; Peronosporaceae. The record is from RefSeq and is a predicted model, not a curated record. The transcript has 7 exons. Gene Ontology annotation, biological process: poly(A)+ mRNA export from nucleus. The coding region runs from base 1 to 1251 and encodes 416 amino acids. Gene Ontology annotation, cellular component: nucleus.
AUGUUCGGCGACGAGGACUCGGACGACUCUGGCGACGAGCAGAUCCCCCGCACCACGACCGCCACUACGGCGGACGCCUCGGGGCUCUUCGGCUCGGACUCGGAGAGCGACGACGAGGAGCAGAAGCCCGUGAAGCGCGAGGCGUCGCCGCCCCCCAAGCGUGUCAAAAAGUCCCGGGACGACGAUGCCGGCCGCCCCAAGCGCCGCGACGACGGAGACGAGUACGACUCGGGCGAGGAGGCUGUGGCCACCAAGGAGGACGACGACUUCAUCGACGGGGACGACGACCUGGCCGACGUGCUGGGCGAGUACGACGACGACCGCCAGCAGUUCGACGACGAGCGGCCGCUCGGGGACGAGCCCGAGCAGACGCAGCAGCAGAAGGACGACUUCUUCGACCGGACCCUCAAGUCCCUCAAGACGGGCCGUUCCCGCACCAAGCUCAGUCUGUCGCCGCAGGAGAUGGAGCAGAUCACGCAGGAGGUGCUCUACCGCAUGGAUAAGGCCUACGCGGACGACCUGGCCAGCAUCGCCGAGCGCCGCCCGGCCCUGGAGAAGAUCAAGUUCGUGGACAGCGCUCUGCAUGUGCUGCGCAAGCUGCAGUUCCAGCCCAUGCUGCUGGACUUCGACCUGCUCACGAUCGUGAAGAAGUGGAUUCAGCCGCUGGAGGACGGCUCGCUGCCGAAUGUCGGCCUGCGUACCAAGAUGCUCGAGAUGGUCAGCAAGAUGCCAGUGUUCAAGGAGCACUUGAAGCGUAGUGGUCUUGGCAAGGUAGUGAUGCUCUUGAUGAAGCACCCGCAAGAGACCCCAGAAAACAAGGAGCUUUGCCGCAGUCUGGUGGAGCGUUGGAGCCGUGCAGUUUUCAACAAGACGCUGGACUUCUCCAAGCUGGCCGAGCUGGAGGCUGAAAAGGCCGAGAACGAGAUGUACCGCCGUCGCGAGCGCGCGCGAAAGCAUAAGAAGGCCAAGAACAAAGCACACGCCGGCGAUCGUGGUGCCAACGUUUUCAACGGUCGCAGUGGUGGCAAUAACGACGUGAAGGCCGAUCCGUCAGAGCGCGCUGAGCUGCCCGAGCAACUGCACAUUGACUUUUUGCUCCGUCCUCAGUCCAAGGUGGACAUGAAUUCGGUGCAGUCCAAGAAGGCAGACCCUGAUUCACGUAAGGCCCGUCUGGCCAAGCGCAUGCAGGAGAUUGCUAGGCCCGGCAGGAAGAGCAAGCGGGCCAUGGGCGUCAGCAUUGAGGGAAGAUAA